AUGGACGGGAGUGAUAGGCUCGAAGAUUUUACGUCCCUUUUUCUUCCUGAUUUAUUGAAUCCUUCUACAGCGAAUGAAGACAAAGUUAGGUCAGAUGGGGGCAUCAAGCAAGAACAAAUCGAUGAAGAGGUAUACUUCAAUGCAAAAAUACGAAAGCAGCUUGCUGAAAAUGUGGGAUACGAUAGUAAUAUAGGGAGUGUAGUAGGAGGUGAAAAUGGAAGUAUUCAUUCAGGAUCACUUAGUGGGCAUCACAUUAGCCAUUACGCUCCCUUUGUUCCUAUAGAAGCAUCAUCAAUGCAACAACACUAUCAGCAACCAAUGUUUCAUAUGAAUCCGCAAAUGCAACAAUAUAUUCUGCAAAUGAAUGAUUCACCUCUCAUGGGAGGCAGUGUUACUAGCAGUGGGUUGGAGUCAUUUUCGAUGAAUAGCGGUACUCCACACACAGAUAGGACAUAUACUCCUGCAUUCUUACAACUUCAGCCCUCUGCUAGCUUUAUUUCAAGGAAGGGUACACCUUUGCCUAUCCCAGGAAGCUCUGACACACACAUGCAGGGCACUUCGAAUGAGAAAACAAUAAAAGAUAGAAAACGCAAGAAAUCGAACCGAAAGCCAUUCAAAACUAUUGAGUCACAUAUAGAAUACAAGCCAAGCAAACUCACUAAGUUAUUAGAUUUCAAGCCUUCUGUACAGUUGGAUAAGGUGCUCCUUGAUGGUGAUGACAAUGUUAUUUAUGUUGAUUUUCGAGCCUUCUUAAAAGGAAAGUUUAUUACAAAUGAUGCGGAGAAUAAACAUUAUCUUUCGACUAUGAGCAAUGGUAAUGAUAUAGUUGAUCAAAAAGAUCCUAAGGUUAUAUCGUGCUAUAGAAGAAAUUACAUUCAAAUUCCAAUUAAUAUGAAUCUUUCUGGUUUUGUUUCCAACAAUAAAAUCUUAAAACUCCAGACCACAGAAUAUGGCUAUCAAGUGAAAAGGGUUAUCAAAUGGUUUAAGAUCGAAAUUCUUGCAAAUUCUAACAUAUCAAAUAAUGUUCCAUUUGACAUUAAGAGUGAUCCGAAUGAUAAAGACUACAGAAUAGAAAGUGGCGGUCAAACGUGUAAACCCACUUGCAUAUCAUCUAGCAAACAUGUUAUCACUUUAAAUGAUUCGACAAUUUUUAACAAUGAGAUAGAUAACUUUUUUAUUAUAAAGAAACUACAAUUUAAAAAUGCAACGCCUCAUAAUGGUAGCUCUACAUUUCAAACUUACUACCAUAUAAAGUUACGAUUAAGUGCUGUUGUUGCAGACUUAUACUACGAUGAUUAUAUUGAUGAUGAUGAAAUUUCGUCUGGUGGUCAUGAUACCAAUGAGGUAACGUUGUGUGAAUUGGUAAGUGAACCUAUAGUGGUGAGAGGAAGAACUCCUAACUUCUACAAUGAUAGAAUGGAUUAUUUGAUUAAAAACAGAUCAGCUUAUCUGAAGAAUAGCUUUAUUGAGAUUGGGCAUGAAAAUAAUAAUGGUGAGGAUGAUGAGCUGAGGCAACAAGCUGGAGGGAAAACUUUCGAGAGCCAGAAAAAUCAAGAUAUUGCCGUAGAAGAUGACCGAGAGGAAGACGAAGAAGGAGAUGGUGAGCCAGAACAUGCAACUUCUUCAGCUGAUGAAACGGAUCUUUUGAAAAAUAAACAAGAAGCAACUUCCAUUAGUCAAUCCAGCCAUGCGCCAAUUGAUUUAAAAUCAAUUAAACGGUAUAAUUACUUUCCAAUCUCAAGUGUUUACUAUUUACCUCCCAUAAAUGUUGUCUAUUUCCCCCAUGGUGCACAUCAACAGCAAAGUGAAACACUGCAAUCAAGAACUGAUGGAGCAAAUGAACCGAGGCUGCUGAGAAGUGGCUCUAACGUGUAUUUCAAGUAG
Molecule: messenger RNA, 1884 nt
Organism: Priceomyces carsonii
Lineage: Eukaryota; Fungi; Ascomycota; Pichiomycetes; Serinales; Debaryomycetaceae
Gene: REP1
Product: Rep1p
Exons: 1
Coding region: 1-1884 (627 amino acids)
Biological process (GO): positive regulation of transcription by RNA polymerase II; meiotic cell cycle
Cellular component (GO): nuclear chromosome
Molecular function (GO): DNA-binding transcription factor activity; DNA binding
Source: RefSeq, a predicted model, not a curated record